Molecule: messenger RNA, 786 nt
Organism: Torulaspora delbrueckii
Lineage: Eukaryota; Fungi; Ascomycota; Saccharomycetes; Saccharomycetales; Saccharomycetaceae
Gene: NSA2
Product: rRNA-processing protein NSA2
Exons: 1
Coding region: 1-786 (261 amino acids)
Biological process (GO): maturation of LSU-rRNA; maturation of 5.8S rRNA
Cellular component (GO): nucleolus; preribosome, large subunit precursor
Source: RefSeq, a predicted model, not a curated record
AUGCCUCAAAACGAAUACAUUGAGCAGCAUAUCAAGCAGCAUGGUCGUAGACUGGAUUACGAUGAGCGUAAGCGUAAGAAGGAGGCAAGAGAAGCCCACAAGGUAUCAGAACGUGCCCAGAAGUUAACUGGUUGGAAGGGUAAACAAUUUGCUAAGAAGAGAUAUGCUGAGAAGGUCGCAAUGAAGAAGAAGAUCAAGGCGCAUGAGCAAUCAAAGGUGAAAGGUGGCUCGAAGCCGUUGGACCAAUCUGGCGAGGCUUUGCCAACGUAUCUGUUGGACAGAGAACAGAGCAAUACUGCCAAGGCUAUCUCUUCUUCUAUCAAGCAAAAAAGAUUGGAGAAAGCGGACAAAUUUUCUGUUCCUUUGCCCAAGGUUCGUGGUAUAAGUGAAGAAGAAAUGUUCAAGGUGGUGAAGACCGGUAAAUCUAAAUCCAAGUCUUGGAAGAGAAUGAUCACAAAACAUACAUUUGUUGGUGAAGGUUUCACCAGAAGACCCGUCAAGAUGGAAAGAAUCAUCAGACCUAGCGCGCUAAGACAGAAAAAGGCCAAUGUGACCCACCCUGAGUUGGGAGUUACAGUUUUUCUACCGAUUCUAGCAGUCAAGAAGAACCCACAAUCCCCAAUGUACACCCAAUUGGGUGUGCUGACGAAGGGUACGGUGAUCGAAGUCAACGUUUCCGAGCUGGGGAUGGUCACUGCUGGUGGUAAAGUUGUGUGGGGUAAAUAUGCUCAAGUGACUAACGAACCAGACAGAGAUGGCUGUGUUAACGCAGUUCUACUAGUAUAA